AUGCUCACCGCUAACGCGGGCCCGUCGCAUCGACGGCGCCCGCACGCCGGCCUGAUACUGCUAAGCGUUGCGCUCGUCUGCUGGGUGCCCUUGCGUCUCAAUCCGUCGUCGGCCCGCCUCUUGGGCGGACUGUGGGAUGGGACACUCUCUGCGGUCGGCAUGGGAGAUGCCUCGAGAGGAAUCAGCUUCCCCUUCCACAGUGAUGACGACGGUGAUGACUUGAUCGCCCGGGAGACGACACUCUUCAUGGUUCCACCGCAGUGCGAAGAGCACACGCUCGACUGCUGGGACGGCUCGCGCUAUGACUGCACAGGCCUCAGCGCCAAUGGUCUGUGCUUCGAGUGCCGCACCUCCGGACCGCCCGAGGCGGAUCCGGUGCUGCUCCUGCACGGGUUCCCGCACGACGCGGACUUUUGGCUUCCCUUGACCGAUCAUUGGAUCGACGCGGGAGUCAAGCUGCGGACAUGCGCCUGCAAUCUGCGCGGGUAUAGCCCAGGCGCCUCUCCAGACGACCUCGAGGCGUACGACUUUGACGUGCUCGUGACGGACGUAUGGGCGCUUGCCGACGCUGCAUUUGGGCCCUCCUCCAAAUUCAGCGUAGUCGCGCACGACCACGGCGCGGUGCUGGGCUGGGUUGCUGCGGCGCAGCCCGAGGCGAAAGCUCUGUCCUUGCCCACGCAAUGCGUGCAGAGUGCUCACCUACCAUUUGCCUCACUACCUCAGGCGAGCCGGCUCAGCACGUUUGUCUCGCUGGCUGUGCCGCACCCGGACGUCUUCAGCAGCGCCCUGUUCAGGAUCCUGCCCUCCAAUGGCCUGAAAUGGUACCACGGCACCAUCCCAAAGUACAUGGCGCUGCCGCCCCUCAUCGGCUACGGCUCGUUCGGCCUCUUCGCUGCCAACUCGAUGGCCGCGACGAUGAUCACCAGCGAUGGGAUGCCGCAGAGCAUGGACCUAGGGACGGUGCUGGUGCCUACGCUGAUGGUGUGUGGGACGGACGACCCGUACAUCCUGUGCAGCAACGACUAUGUGGCAAACCGGACGACGCCGGAGCUCGUACCGGAUUACGAGGUGGUCCUCAACCACUGCGGCCACCUGGUCAUCUCAAAGUGCCGCUCCGUGACCGCCGUGACGACGUGGAAUGUUUGGGCCGAGGACGAGGGGUAUAGGGCGAUCCUGGCAAUCACGGAGUAUCUGGAGCGGAGGGUGAUCAUGGCGGGCUGGGGCGUGUGGCUGAGUGGGGCGUACCAGCCUGAGGCGCGUGGCCUACCCCCGACGGCUGCGGGAUCGGCCACUUACAUCUUGGGCGGGCCAUCGGCGCUCCUGCGGGCGAUUGGGAGUUGGUCGCUCCGCGGUGACGACUUUUGA
Molecule: messenger RNA, 1365 nt
Organism: Emiliania huxleyi CCMP1516
Lineage: Eukaryota; Haptophyta; Isochrysidales; Noelaerhabdaceae
Exons: 3
Coding region: 1-1365 (454 amino acids)
Source: RefSeq, a predicted model, not a curated record